Cavenderia fasciculata is the source of this 2040-nucleotide messenger RNA. RefSeq lists its product as uncharacterized. Bases 1 to 2040 code for a protein of 679 amino acids. Lineage: Eukaryota; Evosea; Eumycetozoa; Acytosteliales; Cavenderiaceae. Gene Ontology annotation, molecular function: protein binding. The record is from RefSeq and is a predicted model, not a curated record. The transcript has 6 exons.
AUGACUACAAAUAUUAAUAAAAAUAUAUUUAAAGUACAGUAUAUAAGACGUGUUAUCUUUAAUCAACUGGAAGAGAUAUCAAAGAUAAAGAAGGAUAAUAAUAAUGAUCAAUCAUCAUCAUCAUCAUCAUCAUCAACAUUAUGGUUAAAAGGUAAAGAUAUCAUCAAAUUACCUCAUCUUGGUUUGAUAUCAAAGUAUGGUAUGUCAUGGGACUUUAUCAAACAUUAUCUACCCGUCAAGGAUAAUGUAUCAUGGUUAAGAAGACUAGAUGUUAUUACUCGUUAUUGUUGUCAUCGUAAUGCAACAUUGGACACUCUCAAACAUCUAUUGGAAUGGUCAAAAGAUUAUGAUAUUACAAAAAGUUUACAUAUCAAUCUUGGAUCAACAUCCGAUACACUAAAGAAAAGGUCACGUAACAUUCGAACCAUUUCAAAUAGAGAUAUAUUAGAGUAUCUCAUCCAAAACUACCCAAAUGUUUGUCUUAAAGGUAUAGCUGAUAAUGCUGCCAAAUGUGGUUAUCUACCAAUCAUAGAGUUGUUAAACUCUUAUAAUAUCCCAUUUAAUCGAUCAAAAGCAAUGCAUAUUGCAUCAGUCAACGGUCAAUUUAAUAUCAUGAGAUAUUUACAUGACUAUCUUCCAAAGAAACAAUCAUCAACUGUCAUGAUGGAUUAUACUUCAAGUAAUGGAAAUUUAGAAUUGUUAAAAUUUCUUCAUGAAAAUAGAUCAGAAGGUUGUACAAAGGCAUCUAUUCAUUGGGCUGCAAUGGGUGGUUAUUUUGAAGUCGUAAAGUUUUUAUAUUCUAAUCGAUUAUUGGAUUUGAAAAGAGGUGGUGACCAGGAUAUCUAUAGAAUUAAUUUAAUUGAUAUUGUAUCAAGAGAAGGUUAUAAUGAAAUUUUAAAGUUUUUAAAUGAAAAUAGAUCAUCAAUUCCGACAACAGGUACAACCAAUGCUAUGGAUUGGGCAGCAGAGAGAGGCCAUUUAAAUAUUUUAGAGUAUUUACAUUUGAAUCGUAGUGAAGGUUGCACAAAGUAUUCUAUGGACAAGGCUGCUGUGAACGGUCAUCUAAAUGUAGUUCAAUGGUUACAUUGGAAUAGAACAGAAGGAGGUACGACAUCGGCUUUAGAUUAUGCAUCAACUUUGGAAAUAGUUGAAUUUCUAGACAAAAAUAGACAAGAAGGUGCAACACCUAAAGCAAUGGAUCGUGCUGCUUUAAUGGGCAGAUUGGAUAUUAUAAUGUAUCUUGAUAAAAAUAGAACUGAAGGAUGUACAACUGAUGCUAUAGAUAAUGCAAUUAAAAGUGGUCACACAGAUAUUGUCAAAUGGUUAGUUGAGAAUCGUAGUGAAGGAUUUUCAAGGUAUUCAAUGCUCUAUGCUAUUAAAACCAAUGCAAGUAUGGAAAUGAUAUACUAUAUUCAUGAAAACUCGAAAAGCAAAAAGUGUACGCCAAAUGCAGCUACGGCAUGCCAUGCAAUCGAGAUGGGUCGAUUGGAUAUAGUCGAAUUUUUUCAUCAACACUAUCGCAAUAUUCCAAUAGUAUGGGGAGGUACAUACCACGGACAUACCAUGGAUGAGGCCGCAACUAGAGGAUAUUUGGAUAUUGUUCAAUUCCUUUAUCAUAAUCGUACUGAAGGUAAUGUAUUACGAGCAAUAGAAAGAGCAGCAGAAAAUGGACAUUUAAAUAUUAUAAAGUUUUUACAUUUAAAUAGAACAAAUGAAAUGAAUUUAUCAAAUGCAUUGAAUAAUGCUAUCAAUUAUAAUCAACAUAGUUUUAUAGAUGUAGUAAAAUAUAUUAUAGAGACACGUCCAAAAGGACAACGGACAAGAUUAGAUCCUCCAAAAUUUAAAAGUAGAAAUAUAUAUGCAUACGAUGUUUUCUUGGUUUUAUUGGAAUAUGAUAUGAUUGACAUUACUCAAAUCAAUAGUGAUUAUAUUAGAUUAAUGUAUUCAAGAUGUCAUUUUGAAUUGGUUGAUCUUUGUAAUACAUUAUCAAAAAUUAAUACCAAAAUUGAAAAUGAAUCUUGUUUAGAUCCUUGGCUCUAA